Molecule: messenger RNA, 2338 nt
Organism: Brassica rapa (field mustard)
Lineage: Eukaryota; Viridiplantae; Streptophyta; Magnoliopsida; Brassicales; Brassicaceae
Source: RefSeq, a predicted model, not a curated record
UUAAACCGGCAACAUGCAUGCCAUAUGGUACUAGACAAGGUAAUGCAUGUGUUAAGUAUAAUCAUGCCUUAUCAUGCGUGCACAAUAAUAUAACAACAAAACAAAUAAUACUCUGCAGCUAGUUGUAUUUGCUUGUUCGUAAUCCCAUGUUUAUCAUUACUUUACGAGCUAAGUAACAUCUUUGUUAUGUAUGAUCAAAAUCUUCUCUAUUUAACAAUUUCGUAAAUAAUCAUACAGAUCAAUAUAAAUAGUAUUGCCAAUGUGAGAAUAUGGUUAGCACUUAGCACACAAACAUAAAAUAUUGAAUAUUUUUAGUCAAAACGUAAACGUCAAGAUAAAGAGGCACUUAUUUCUCAAAUGCGUGUGAAAUCCGUGUGUGCAAUAAUAUGUCAACGCUCAUAGAAUAAACCCAUGUCUAUUGUCUUUACGUUGACCUCUUAAUAAAGUUAAACCUCUGUGCCAAACCUCCUCGUAGAAUCAAUGGUGACGGGUUCCAUCCGAAUCUAACUAAUAUAUAAAAGGGAUUGAAGGAGAGAUUUGAAGCUGUCCACGUCACCUAGAAAAAUCAUCCAAUCAGAUCACACUUUUUUGAUAUGUCAUGCAGGUUUCGUAUGGGCUAUUUUCACACUUUCGUAUGGGCUCUGAUUUAUUAUUAGGCCCAUCAAUAAUAGUACAUCUGCAUCUUUCGGAGUCGAUAGUCUCCCCCCCCCCCCUCCCCCCCGAGACCCUUCCACUUCAUCUUCUCCAAACGUCUGAUCUUUCCCGUUACCUUCACAAUCAAUGACGCUGUUAAAACUAUUCUUCAAUUGUGUGAUCCAUCUCUCCUUGAUACUUCUCUUAUUCAAAUCUAUGUCUCUUAACCUAAAUCCAUCCUAAAUAAAAAAAACUUAAUCUGGAAAAACUACACCCAUGGCGAUGAAAUCCACCGCAAAGUCUCAGCUUACCACCGGAAAAGCUUUCGUCGCCAUGUAUUUCAACGACAUCUCACCAGGACGAUCUGAGUCACAGCUUCGAUUCCGGCUAAUCCACUUUUGGGAGGCAAGAAACAUAGCCAAAGCUCGGGCCUUUCUUGGCUUAGAGCUCCUACUCAUUGAUGAACAUGGGACUGUGAUGCAAGGUUUUAUAUCCUCUAAUCGUGCUGAAACAUACCGGCCUCAUCUCAAAGCAGGAGCUACUUACACUCUUCAGAUUUUUUUUGCCACCAGAAGCAAGGAGAUUUAUCGUGUUGCUGAUCAGAGUUUAACAAUUUCAUUCUCCAACGGCUCUGUUCUCGCUCCCCUUGACGACGAUGACAUACCCGUCUCUGUCUCUUUCUCGGCAGACAGGUUCAGGUUCCACACACAUGAUGAUUUCCAAGCUAACCGUGGACUCAGGGGCGACCUCUACGAUGUCGUUGGCCACUUGAGGCUGGUGAAUGGACAGUCUCUCAUUGACCGCCCCGUCCUUGAUGAGGCCGAAAUAAUCAGCAUGCGUCAUGUUUUGGUACAUUUGCAGACGAAAGAUGGAGCCGUUAUGAAGCUGUACCUUUGGGACCAGGCUGCAAAAGAUUUUUACAAGAAAUUCACAUCCAGUGAAGACGCUAAUCAAUUUUUCCCAUGUCAUAACCCACCCACUGCAAAUACAAGCGUUUCCUGUUUGCCUCAUUAACUCUCACUUGGGUCAAUGCUCUUCACGCAACCUCUAUGUUAAUGCUUGAUAGUUUCAGAAAAGAAUUAAGUUGUGUUUGGUUGCUCAUAUCUCAUUAGUUUAGGCUCCUGUCUUACGUUGAGUUAUGUUGUGGUUCAGAUAUAUGUGGUCAUCUUCUCUCUUUGAAGUUUCAGCCAUUCAUGAAACAGUGUCAUUAACGUGUGUGUCUGUUUUAAUGUGGCAACCAAAAACAGGUAAUUUAGCUCUCAGUACGAUGUCAUCCUCACGUGUCUUCAUAGACAAAGAUAUCCAGCCCACGAUUGAUUACUUUAACUGGUUAGUAGUUGUAGAGAGAACAGUAAUAUGUUUGUCAAUUCAAAGUUGUUUUCUUUUCAGUCUCUCUUGAGUGAGCUUUAAUAAUUAUGUUUUGUAAAUUGUCUCAGGUUGACUUCUAACCCAGAGAUUGCAAAUCGGGUUAAUGCAGAUUAGGUUACUAGGGUUGAGACAAUGACAAUUGGGCAGAUCUUUGCUUACAUCAAGCAGGAAUAUGCCAAGGAAGCUUCUUUUGACUGCAUAGCCACAAUUGAUGAUGUUGAGCGUGACAGUGCAUGGUACUAUAUUGCCUGCGGCGGUUGUCAAACUAAGGCCACCAGAGGUCCUUCUUCGUUGAUGUGCGCCAAGUGUGGCAACACUAACGUUUCUGGUGUAGCGA